Dreissena polymorpha is the source of this 2285-nucleotide messenger RNA. RefSeq names its product cytoplasmic tRNA 2-thiolation protein 2-like. Gene Ontology annotation, molecular function: sulfurtransferase activity; tRNA binding. Gene Ontology annotation, cellular component: cytosol. The record is from RefSeq and is a predicted model, not a curated record. The transcript is spliced from 16 exons. Gene Ontology annotation, biological process: tRNA wobble position uridine thiolation. The coding region runs from base 110 to 1636 and encodes 508 amino acids. Lineage: Eukaryota; Metazoa; Mollusca; Bivalvia; Myida; Dreissenidae.
UGAAAAUUGUCAAUUGUAUAAUCGAGCACGCCUUUUUAGUCACAUAAAUUCGCGACUUAUUGCCUUCAAUUUCACAAUAUUACAUAAGGUAAAAAUCUUUACUGUUAUCAUGUGCAGCAUUCUGGAAGAUGAAAUUCCAUUGGCAAAAGAGAGGAAAUUAAACAUUCUUGAUAGAAAAUGCAUGAAGUGCAAAGAGGAGCCAGCCAUUCUUAUAACAAGGGUGAAUGAUGCUUUCUGCAGAGGAUGUUUCCAAGUAUAUGUGACCCACAAGUUCCGUGCCGCUAUUGGCAAGACCAAACUGGUGCGGGAUGGAGAGAAAGUCUUGGUGGGGAUAUCUGGCGGGCCCUCCUCCUGUGCCCUUCUGCAUCUGAUACAGGAGGGAUUAAGUCAGCGAGCUCACAAGAAACUAAGGUUCAAGCCUGGACUCAUUUUUAUCGAUGAGGGCCAGGUGGUUGGACAGAGUCUGGAGGAGCACAAGGUCACCCUGACCCGGAUACAUUCCCUGCUGCGCCAGUCGGGGUUCCCAUAUCACUUGUGCCAGCUAGCGGAUUCUCUGGACUUGGAACGGGUGAAGACCCUGAAUGCCUGUCAAAGCAACCAUUCAGCAGUUAAUAAAAUCAACCAAUCUGCAAUGGACAUAAAUACAUGCAGCAAUCCUGUAGAGGGGGACAAAGGAGACGUUGAAAUCUCAGGACAGGACGAAAACUGCUGUGAUUUGAUAGAGAUGAACAGAGAGGCAGAGAAGCUUUUUGCUGCACAGCUUGGAUCCAUCAGGUCCAUAUCUGGCAAGGAGGACUUUGUAAGAGCCUUGAGGCACAGACUUCUACUGGAGUUUGCUAGGCAACAUGGCUACUCCAAGGUCAUGUUGGGUAACACAGGCUCUCAGCUGGCUGUACGUCUGCUCACGGACAUCUCCACCGGCAGAGGAAUGCAGGCUGCCUUGGAAACGGCCUUUGCUGACAGAAGAAACACAGACAUGAUGUUCUUAAGACCACUGCGGGAUUUCAGCUCCAAGGAGAUUGCUAUGUACAAUAACCUGCACAGAUUGGAGUGUGUAUUCAUACCCUCUCUAACAACUAUGGGAGACGUUGGUGCCAGUAUUGAGCAUCUGACAGAGGCGUUUGUAACAGGACUGCAGGCUGAAUACCCAUCCACUGUCAGCAACAUCAUGAGAACUGGAGAAAAGCUGGACUCAUCUAGUGCUGUGGAUUUAGAAAGUCACUGUGCACUAUGUCAGGGACCUCUGGACACAGAUGUUGGCAUGUCUUCUGCACUGGCUGCCCUUCGGUUCUCACUAGAAAUCUCUACAAUGGGUAAAACCAAUGGCGAACGGUGUAUCAAGGGGGACAACUCUGUGAAUAAUACAAAUGAUGAACUUUGUAGUAACGGGGUUAACUAUGAUGCCAAAGUGGAAUGUUGUGGAAAGAGUGAUGGGAGUUGUCGUUCCUCAACUCAACUUUCAGUGCCAGACGAGGGAUUGGUGUUACAGACUCUGUGCUAUGGAUGCAGAAUAGUUGCCAUGGAAAUGGAUGAUGUAAACUCCCUGCCUGAAUUUGUGAUGAAAGAUGUUGCCUGGAGAAACAGACGGUCUGUUAUGAAGGCUGAGAUUCAAGACUUCCUACUGGAUGACAGAUAGCAAGAACUUUUUAAAGAAUUAUAUUUUAUAACUACAUUAAUACCGUUAUACUAUUAAAUUACAAAGGUGCAGGGAAAUAUAUGAAAAAUAAGAACUUUAAAAAACACACUUUACCUAGCUUCUCCUCAUGGCAUGUGAGUUAUUAAAACGCAUGCCUGUUGGUCAUGAUUAUUAUUAGCGGGGCUGUUUUCGGAGAAAACCCGAGGUAUUGUCAUAGCCUACUCGUCGUCCGCCGCCCGGCGUCGUGCUAAAACCUUUAUAUUGGCUCUAAACUCAAAGUGCUUCCACCUACAACUUUGAAACUUCAUAUGUAGAUGUACUUGAUGAUUUCUACACGCCACACCCAUUUUGGGUCACUAGGUCAAAGGUCAAGGUCACUGUGACCUCUAAAAAAAAUAAAAAAAUCUGACAAGCUUUCGCAGCUGAGCGUGGCCCCCAUUAUGCGGUGCUCUUGUUAUCAUUAUACUACAAAUAGAUCGGGAUUGUGUAAAAUUACUUAAGUAUGAAACUCUUAGUAAGUGUAAGUUCUUUUCCAUAAUGAAUUUUUAAAUUCAACUACAAACUGUCUGUAUUUACAUUUUAAUCGCAAUGCAUGUAUUGUGAUAUUUUUAACAAUAAAACAUGUUAAAUAAAGUUCAUUGAAAGCAUA